Messenger RNA from Naegleria gruberi, 711 nucleotides. RefSeq lists its product as uncharacterized. Lineage: Eukaryota; Heterolobosea; Eutetramitea; Acrasida; Naegleriidae. The record is from RefSeq and is a predicted model, not a curated record. The coding region runs from base 1 to 711 and encodes 236 amino acids. Gene Ontology annotation, molecular function: protein binding. The transcript has a single exon.
AUGAGCAAACGAAACAGACAAGAUUUUGAAAAUCAUCAAUUCAUUAAUUUGGAGGAAAUAUUCACUAACAAUACUAAUAUGGAAGAGAAAGCAAAGCUUGUAAAACUCGAAAAAGAAAUAUUUUCAGAUGAUGUUUGUUUUGAAAUAAUUUCAAUGCUUGAUUCGUGGUUUAUUUUAAAUAAUUGUACUUUAAUUUCAAAACAAUGGUUUAAUGUGAUCAAGGAACGUUCAAAACUUGUUAUUCAAUUUAAAAAACAAUUUACAGAAAAUAGAAUUGAAUUGUUAAUGAAAAGUCAAUUCAUGAAUAGUAUUGUAAAUGUUAAGUGUUCCUUUAGGUUGCUUAACUCUCCAGAUAAAGUUAAAUUCAUAAGUGGAAUGAAACAAUUAACAUUACUUAAUAUUGGGAACAAUCAAAUUGGUGUAGAAGGAUCCAAAUUCAUACAUGAAAUGAAACAAUUAACAUCACUUGAUAUAUAUUAUAAUGAAAUUGGUGUAGAGGGAUCCAAAUUCAUAAGUGAUAUGAAACAAUUAACAUCACUUAAUAUUAGUCACAAUCAAAUUGGUGUAGAAGGAUCCAAAUUCAUAAGUGAAAUGAAACAAUUAACAUCGCUUGACAUUAGUCACAAUCAAAUUGGUGUAGAAGGAUCCAAAUUCAUACGUGAAAUGAAACAAUUAACAUCACUUUUUAUUGGUGCUAUUAGAGAACAAUAA